Messenger RNA from Cylicostephanus goldi, 873 nucleotides. The record is from the annotation of a GenBank genome assembly. NCBI's taxonomy places the organism in Eukaryota, Metazoa, Nematoda, Chromadorea, Rhabditida, Strongylidae.
AUGAUCUUAGAAGGUUUGCUGAUGUUCCUCGGUAGCGAAGUGAACAGACCGAAUUCCGAUGGCGAUACUCCCAUGCAUCUGGCCGCUAGAGGGCAACAUGCUGCCUGUCUAGAUCGACUUUUGAAUACAAAUCAUCUUCACAGCAAUAUCCAGAACGCCAGUGGUGACAGUCCUAUGCAUAUCGUUUGUGCUCUACCCGAAUCACCAACAAAAAUCGCAAUGGUUGGACGAUUGUUGGCAAAUGCAAGGCUAAAUCUACAUCUAUACAAUGAAGAUGAGCUCACUCCUGUCCAUAUUGCUAUUUCUAAGGAUUAUUACAAAACUAUGGAACUCAUUAUGCAAUCGAGACCACAACAACUGAACGCGGAUACUGGAAAUGGAUUUCCACCAUUGUUACUGGCAGCUUUUUAUGGUAGAAGAAAAUGUACAGAAUCACUAAUUGAGAAGGAAAAGAAAGAGAAAAAAGCGGCAAAAAUAAGGGUCAAAUCCGAUGACCAUAGUAAUCAUUCGCUGAACGCUGAUGUCAAUCGUUUUUCAAAACUUGGCCGAACGGCACUUCAUCUGGCCUUGGAAACAUGGCAAGGGUCUGUAGAUAAGGAUAUGGACAGAUUGGCUUGCGUGCAAGCCCUGGUACAAGCCGGUUGCCCCCUCAACGCUCAAGAUUGUGACGGUCAGACUGCGCUACAUCUCCUUGUCAGAGAGCUGAAUCGUCUGACGCAGACAUCACGUGAAUGUAACGUUGGCGAUUUGCCAAACAGUGUUUUCUUUACGAUAAAUACCUGCAGUGAUUUGAUAAAUAUGGGCGGGGUGGGAGGAGGGAGAAGGGAACAAGGAUCGUUUCGGGGUAUCCGUACUCGAUGGAUGUUUGGAUGA